AGGAAGCUAUACGAUUGGCUAACAUUUUAGUUUCACUUAGACCAAUGGAAACGCGACUAUGCAGGAUGCUUACCUUGAUUGGGCAAAACUGAGCUAUGACUUCACUGGAGAAGAAUCACUAGAAACCUUUACUGCACCUCAUUUGCAUAAAGCCUUGGUGUUAAAGAGGUACCUGUUGGCGUCCUGAUCUUUCGUUUAUCCCUUGUAUCGCAGUUCUUCGCCAUGCCUGAGUUUGCCAAGUCCACUCCUGCCCCGAAGAAGGGUUCCAAGAAGGCGGUGACCAAGGCCCAGAAAAAAGAUGGUAAGAAGCGCAAGCGCAGCCGCAAGGAAAGCUACUCGGUGUACGUGUACAAGGUGCUGAAGCAGGUCCACCCGGACACCGGUAUCUCGUCUAAAGCCAUGGGCAUCAUGAAUUCGUUCGUUAACGACAUUUUCGAGCGCAUCGCGGGCGAGGCGUCGCGCUUGGCGCAUUACAACAAGCGCUCGACCAUCACCUCCAGGGAGAUCCAGACGGCCGUGCGCCUGCUGCUGCCCGGCGAGCUGGCCAAGCACGCCGUGUCUGAGGGCACCAAGGCUGUCACCAAGUACACCAGCUCCAAGUGAGUCACUGAUUGCAGAGCGAUUGAUCAGACUUUCUCACACCCAAUGGCUCUUUUCAGAGCCACCUACACUUUCCGAAAAAGAGCUUGUCCGU
Messenger RNA from Delphinapterus leucas (beluga whale), 694 nucleotides. The record is from RefSeq and is a predicted model, not a curated record. NCBI's taxonomy places the organism in Eukaryota, Metazoa, Chordata, Mammalia, Artiodactyla, Monodontidae.